GCCACCAUCCCCCCCGCCACCAUCCCCCCUGUGAGAAGCCAUGAAUCCCAACUGCGCUCGCUGCGGGAAGAUCGUCUACCCCACCGAGAAGGUGAACUGCUUGGAUAAGUUCUGGCAUAAAGCAUGUUUCCACUGCGAGACCUGCAAGAUGACCCUGAACAUGAAAAACUACAAGGGCUACGAGAAGAAGCCGUAUUGCAACGCACACUACCCGAAGCAGUCCUUCACCAUGGUGGCAGACACUCCCGAGAACCUGCGCCUAAAGCAGCAGAGCGAGCUUCAGAGCCAGAUUCGCUACAAGGAGGAAUUUGAGAAGAACAAGGGGAAAGGCUUCAGCGUGGUGGCUGACACCCCGGAGCUGCAGAGAAUCAAGAAGACUCAGGAUCAGAUCAGCAACAUAAAAUACCACGAAGAAUUCGAGAGGAGCAGGAUGGGCCCGAGUCCCAGCGAGGGCGCCGAGCCGGAGCGCAGGAACUCCCAGGAGAGCAGCAAUUACCGCAGACCCGCGGAGCAGCAGCAGCAGCCGCCUCACCACGUCCAGCCCAGCAACCCAGUCUACCAGCAGCAGCAGCAGCAGCCACCAUCGUCUCAGUCCUACGGCUACAAGGAGCCCGCGGCACCAGCCUCGACGCAGCGCAACGCUCCUUCUGCAGGGGGGAAGCGUUUCCGCGCCGUCUACGAUUAUAACGCGGCCGACGAAGACGAGGUCUCCUUCCAGGACGGCGACACCAUCAUCAACGUGCAGCAGAUCGAUGAUGGAUGGAUGUACGGCACGGUGGAGCGCACGGGCGACACGGGCAUGCUCCCUGCCAACUACGUGGAGGCCAUCUGAGCCGCGGGAGGGGACGGGGCGCGUGGCCGACGGCCGAGCCCCCCCCCCGUGUGUGUGUGUGUGUGCGCGUGUCUCUCUCUGCCCCAGCAUCCCUUAUCCCGCGUGCUCUGCCGGCGCCCGCCGGAGCCGCGUCCUGACAUCUCGGUUACUCUGUGUUUCUGCAGCCGCCUCCGGUUUCUCUUGCCAAUUUAGCUUUGUUCUAGCUCUGUCGGGACUGAGGGACUAUCCGCAAGGGAUGGUGGGGGCUCGAGAGACCAAAACGCUGCAGCUUUCCUUCUCCUUCGGUCUCCCUCCUCUCUAGCCCUCUCGGCGUUUCCUGGCUGGGGGAAGCAGCCGGAGUCGCCGGGACGCCCGCAAAGGGAGGGGGAGACCAUCUGUUAGGACCAAAUUCCCCCAGCGCUGGCGGGGAUGGGCAGAGGGCGGCGAUGUCUGCGCGACGAGGUGAGGGAUGCUCGUCCCCAGGGCAUCCCUGACGGGAGGGACGGGCCCUGCAUCGCUCUGGCUCAUCCCGUUGCUUCUCCCGGCUCCUCUGCGCGGCGUUUCCAUUCAGUCUUUGUUCCCUUCAGUCCUCGAGACAGAAAAACAUUCGCAGUUAAAAUCUUAAAAUCUUUCUUUCUCCUUGGGAUUCAGAGCGGCUGCUCUGGACAGCCCUGGAAGCGGCUCUUGCUGCUUCUCCCUCGGGCUCUGGCUGCCUCUUCCCACCUCCCCCGUCCCCCCGGGGCCACGCCGGGGCUCUGCUGCUGCCAGCAAAGGAGUAGCCGCCGCCUGGCUUCACCCGGAGGCUGCCGCUCCCGCUCGAGGGCUGGAGAUGGGCCGGGCUCCCCGCUCCCCGGCGCUGGGGGGGAGGCACUGCCACACCGAGACCUCACGUCCCCCCCGGCAGCUCCGGCUUUCUGCCUCUGGGCCAGGGUCUGGGCGUCCCCUGGGCCCCACGCGCCGGGGCAGCCUCUUCCUCUUGGCAGCGGUCGCUCCCCACGUUCACCCAGAAUCUUCCUGCCUUUCUCUUGCCGCUUGCGGGGCUUUAGGGACCCUCCUGCGCCCUCCACCUGCCGGGUAGACUGUGGGGGGAGCUGGCGGGAUCAGCCCCCAUCCCUGCGCCUAUUCUGAGCCACGUGUGAAAGAUCCUCCCCCCGCUGCCACCGCGCUGGGCGACGUCCUGGGUGACUGUCCCCUCCGGCAGCUCGGCCGCGAGUGGCAGAGCCCAGGCUUUGGCACCCUGGGCCACCCUGCACCUCUCGCUGGUCCCCCGCGGCGGUGGCUUUUGGGGCCAGCGCCGAGUUGGGAUCACGUCGUGGACCAAAAUCUCAAAGCACAUCCCUGUCCCCUUCCCUUUUGGGCUCCCAAGGUCCCAGAGCUGGGCGGGGGCAGGUGUAACUGGAAGCCUGUGCGGGAUGGCAGGAGCGGGAUGCUCGGAGAUGCUGGGCGUUGGACAGCAGUGACGCCUUCGUGCUGCCUCCGGCAUUCCCACUGCCCCACGCCACAGCCACCGGGCCACCGGAGGGGACCAUCCCCGUGCCGGCCUGCUGGGGGGGCUUUGGCUGUGCCGCACCAUGGGGCUAGGAUGCUUCCAAGGGGAAGCUGCUGCCGUUGCCAUUCCCAAGGGAAAAGAGGGAAUCUAGGGACCAAAGCGGCCGAGUUGAGACAUUCCUUGGCUCUCCUGGGGGACGUGUCUUUGGGGACGGUCUCAUGGAGGGGGAGAGGGUCCCACCGCCUUGUGCUUGCCGUCCCCUUUCUCAAAACGCUGGGGGCUGUGGGGCUGGUUGGUGGCCGGUGCCGGGGUUGGGGUGGCCGGAGUCGGGGGCUGCUGGAGCCAACGCUGUUCUGGUGGUGGUGGGGGGGUUGUCCUGGCAGGGCAGAGACCCCCCCCAGGGAUGGCAUGACCGGGGGAGAGGGGAGCGUUUUGCUCCUGGCUCGUUCCCCAGGUGGCUCGUUCCUGGCUCGUUCCCCAGGUGGGACGGGAGAGGGGGGAGUGUGAUGGGGAUUCUGGCACCGUCCUCCCCUUUGGGUGAAAAGGGGCCCCCAGGAGCAGCCAGGGUGGGCUUCACGGGAUGGGAAUCCCGGUUGGUGCUAAAACGAGCGAGCACAAGAGCAGGGGAGAGGGGGCGGCCGGGCAGGGGGGGGUCUUCGUCCGCCUGCUCAUCCUCUUCUUAAUCACGUUCUUGUCUGGGAGGCGGGGGCGGGGAGUCUCAAUGUGAAUAAACCAUUUUUUUAAUGGACCAAAUAACACAGGCAGUUACGUUUUGGUAUACAGACCUUUUUUUAAUGCUACCUUGAAACCAUUGUCCUAAUUCUCCCCUCCCGCACCCUGCCCCUUCUCCCCUGCCAUGGGAAACAAACCUCUUACUGCUUGAUUUCUGCCUUUUCUCUCGACUUAUGCACUUUUUUGCCUUUUUUCAUAGCUGAAAAGCACCUAAACCUGUAUUUAAAAUAAAUAAAUAAAUAAAAUAGUAAAAAAAAAAAAAAAAAAGGAAAAAUUAAAAGCUAAAUUGCUUCUCAUCACGUGUAAAAUAGACCUCGUCCAUCCCAGCUUCCCCGGUUGCGUCUCGGUGCUGAGCUUAGAACGUGUUUUCUUCCGGAUCCGUCGCUUGAUUGGGGUUUGUCCUUGUGUACUCCUUCCCGUCGGGUUGAGCACCCACCAAUAAAAAAAAAAUAAAAGCAUUAUUUGGCCUUUUUAACCCAACCAUCGAAUGGAACAAACCAACCGAUUCUCUUCCUGGUUUACUCGAAUUAAAAAUAAAAGUAUAAUUUUUACC
Chroicocephalus ridibundus (black-headed gull) is the source of this 3585-nucleotide messenger RNA. It is a transcript of the gene LASP1, whose product is annotated as LIM and SH3 protein 1. Bases 41 to 832 code for a protein of 263 amino acids. The transcript has 7 exons. The record is from RefSeq and is a predicted model, not a curated record. Gene Ontology annotation, molecular function: actin filament binding. Lineage: Eukaryota; Metazoa; Chordata; Aves; Charadriiformes; Laridae. Gene Ontology annotation, cellular component: focal adhesion.